Molecule: messenger RNA, 2476 nt
Organism: Durio zibethinus
Lineage: Eukaryota; Viridiplantae; Streptophyta; Magnoliopsida; Malvales; Malvaceae
Product: inactive receptor-like serine/threonine-protein kinase At2g40270
Biological process (GO): protein phosphorylation
Molecular function (GO): ATP binding; protein kinase activity; protein binding
Source: RefSeq, a predicted model, not a curated record
UCAGUCCUUGAGUGUACGCGUUUUCAAACCCCAAACAAAUAGAAAGGGAGGAAAAUUGUCUGAAGUCUAAAUUCGUCGGUAUCGUGUUGGAUUCAGCCUCUGACUCAGCUUCGUGUUCUCUUCCAAACCAGUGAAAAUUUUCUGGUUUUUAUUUUAGCUAAGCUCUCUCAAAUGAGAAGACGAUGAUCAUGAACAAUAGCAGGAAGUUUGUAAGAUUAAGACUGGAGUUUGGAGUUGGUGUCGUGCUGUUUUUGUUAUGUCAAAGUUUGGUUUGUUGGUCGUUGAACGAAGAAGUAAUGAAUGCAGGAUUGGCGUUGUUGAGAUUGAGAGAGAGAGUCGUUAAUGAUCCGUUUGGUGGUUUAUCGAAUUGGAAGGAAGAAGAUGGAGAGGUUGACCAUUGUUCUUGGUUUGGUGUCGAGUGCUCUGAUGGCAAAGUUGUUGUUUUGAACUUGAAAGAUCUUGGUCUUGAAGGAACAUUGGCACCUGAGCUUGGAACUCUAGUUCACAUUAAGUCUAUUAUUUUGCGCAACAACUCUUUUACUGGAAUUAUCCCAGAAGGGAUAGGAGAACUCAAGGAAUUAGAGGUGUUGGACUUGGGAUACAAUAAGUUCAGUGGACCACUUCCACCUGAACUUGGUAGCAAUCUGUCACUAACAAUCCUUUUACUGGACAAUAAUGAGUUUCUCAGUAGUUUCUCUCCUGAAAUUUAUGAACUUCAGAAGCUUUCAGAAACUCAAGUGGAUGAAAAUCAACUAUCUAUCGCUGCUAAAUUAUCUUGCAAGAAAAGAUUCAAUUCAUGGAAUGCUGGCCAAUCCGAAGAUGCAGUGCAAAGGAGACUGCUGCAAGAAAUACCUGACAUUCCAGCAGAGUCACCAAAAGCCCCCUUUUUAAACUUUAAUAUACCUUUGUCUCCUUCUCAUGCACCUCAAUUUCUGACUCCUUCUGCAUCUGCUGAACCUUCCACUCGUACAUUUGCAAGAGAUGCUCCUGUUCAACGACCUUCCUUUGCUCCAGCUCCUUCCCCAUCUGAAAAUAAUACAGUAUUACCUAAUGUCUCUGCUCCAUACCCUUCAGGAAGCAAUCCUUCAAGUUUUCAUUCUAGUUCAAAACAUGGAACUGCAAUACUGGCUGGACUCAUAGGGGGUUCCAUAUUUCUUCUAAUAUUACUUAUCAUUUCCUAUCUCUUUAAAACUUUGAAGGUAUCUACCGUGAAACCUUGGGCCACAGGGCUAAGCGGGCAGCUUCAGAAAGUAUUUGUAACUGGUGUACCAAAGCUGAAGAGAUCAGAGCUUGAAGCAGCCUGUGAAGAUUUCUGCAAUGUAAUUGGCUCUUCAACAAUUGGCACUAUGUACAAAGGGACACUGUCUAAUGGGGUUGAAAUAGCUGUGGCCUCUGUCCCAGUGAAAUAUGCCAAAGAUUGGUCAAAGAAUUUAGAAACAAAGUUCAGACAGAAGAUUGACACAUUAUCAAAAGUGAACCACAAAAAUUUUGUCAACCUUCUUGGAUACUGUGAGGAAGACGAGCCUUUUACUAGGAUGAUGGUUUUUGAAUAUGCUCCAAAUGGCACACUCUUUGAGCAUUUACACAUUAAAGAAUCUGAGCCCUUGGACUGGGCAAUGAGGUUGAGAAUUGUAAUGGGCAUGGCUUACUGCCUUGAGCAUAUGCACCAACUCAACCCACCCCUACCCCUUAACAACCUAUCCUCUUCAGCUGUCAAUCUAACAGAAGACUAUGCAGCCAAAAUUUCAGAUUUGUGUUUCUGGAAUGAGAUAACUGCAACGGAGCGGGAAUCAGACAGAAACAACCUUUCAGAUACUCCACUAGCAAGCCUAGAAAGUAACGUUUAUACCUUUGGCGUAUUAUUAUUUGAAAUAGUAACGGGUAGGAUGCCUUACUUGGCAGAUAACGAUUCACUUGAAGACUGGGCAUUAGACUAUUUGAGAAGGGAGCAAGCCCUCAUAGAGAUGGUUGAUCCUACUCUAAAAUGUUUCAAUGGGGAGCAACUCGAGAAAAUUGGGGAGGUCAUAAAAUCUUGUAUCCAACCUGAACCUAGACAAAGACCGGAUAUAAGAGAAGUCAGUACAAGAUUGAGAGAGAUUACUGCAAUUACACCUGAUGGUGCAAUCCCAAAACUUUCUCCUCUUUGGUGGGCAGAGCUUGAGAUUAUGUCUCCCGAAGAAAGCUAGGUGAUGAAGUUGAAACUUGUAUGUUUUCUUGAUCUUAUGUAGGUGGAGAGGCAAAAAGAAGUUUGCCUGUAGGCCAGCAUUGGUUGUAUUUAUUUUAAGGUAAUGGAAAGUUUGCUGUAUGUAUUUGAGAUAGAGAGGAAAUCCAGGUUCCAAUUUGUUCAUUGUUACCUUCAUUUUUGUAAUGCUGAAUGAAUUUGUUGUCUUACAUUCUUUCUUUGCCAAGUAUAUUGUAGACUAAUCUUCCAGCUAUAACAGAGAGUUGUAUAAAGAAUAGCAGAUGCAGGAAUUAA